This is a messenger RNA of Gadus chalcogrammus (walleye pollock), 5346 nucleotides long. Its product is annotated as lactosylceramide 1,3-N-acetyl-beta-D-glucosaminyltransferase A-like. Gene Ontology annotation, cellular component: membrane. The record is from RefSeq and is a predicted model, not a curated record. Lineage: Eukaryota; Metazoa; Chordata; Actinopteri; Gadiformes; Gadidae. Gene Ontology annotation, biological process: brain development. The transcript is spliced from 3 exons. The coding region runs from base 1327 to 2514 and encodes 395 amino acids.
ACCAGGCUUGGCCACUGAGCACUGGUGGAUUGCGGAAGUAUGUAUUGUUCCUGGUGGCUUAUGCUGCUAUCCAUUUGGAUGUACGAAGUGGUAAAGUCGCCAAUCUCCCAGCUUUCUUGCGGCAUUUCACUGAGGCACGCCCCCUUUCGGUCGUAGUAUCUCGUCGCUUUCAAAGUAGAGCGAGCAGAUCUGUACAACUAGCAAACAAGAUGGCUGCGCCCUUAGUCAAUGGGGAUUGAGCUGUAUUUUCUUUGUAUUUGUACCACGUUGGGGGUUAUAAUGUCAAUUUUAAAUCCUCUUACACACUUGAUUUCAUUGCUGCUUUAAUCCGGUCACCAAUGUAUGGUCUUGCUUUGCGUGAAAUUCAAUGUAAAGUUGUGUUUUCAAGCUGGUUUGCCAAAGAGGCUAUGUUGCUAAUGAUGACUAGCCCGCUACUACCCCUCGUGGCUCGACAGAAACACGACAGCACUUGUUGAAAUAAAGAUUGGCGAAAAUGGCAAAAUAUUAUUGCAAUGUAAAAGGCUUGCAAUGUUGAUGUUUCUGUAAAGGCUGGCAACCAUUAAACACUUGAUUAUUUAUUUUUUCCAAAAUAGUUUUCUUCUUAAACUCGUCGGACACAAAUAGCAAACUGGAAGGCUGGAGCAAGGGAAAUACGUCACGUUCUCGCUGAAGCUGGUCGUUCGUACCAGCCUACCAUCAAAAUGGAUAGCAGCAUUAGGGCUUGGUGGCGAUGUACACUUUUCGUACUCAACGGCAGCCAUCUUAGCUACGUAGCGGAAUAGGGCGGAGCCAGGCUGAGCCAAAGUCGGCGCAUUUUCCACAUAUCCUGCAUUCAUCGAGUCAUUUUGUAGUUUUUAUAGCUGCUAGGCGUAAAGAGUUCACCAUUCAAAGCGGGAUGUUUAUUGAGGGGGAGGAGCCGCGGCGGCAGUCGUGAUCGUAAUUUCCGACACACAAGGAAUAAUUGAUAUUGAUCUCCGCCUCAUCAAGACCGAAGAUUGGAUGAAGACUAAGAAGACCGUUAAUCCCACAGGCUCUCCUCUCCCUGACGCUCGGAUCCCCGGACCACAGACAACAGGCGUUAACGGAGCCAUGGAAACAGAGGCUAAUUGAUUCAAGAUGCACCCCCAUCGGAGUGUAAACCAACAACCAUCUACUGCCGCAUGUGCCAAACUUAUGAUGGAAUACUCAGAGAGCAGGCCGAUUCACCACCAUCGGCUACGCACACGCCGCGAUUCACGCGUCAACGGGGUCAUUGUCCCUAAUGCUGCCUCCAGGACCUGACAAGACCUAUGCAGUUAGUGAGAGGAAAACCCAAAAUAUCCCAGGAUGUUCAUGAACUUUCGUAAGAUGCGCAGGUGCCAGCGCGUGCAGUUGUUGACCAUGUGCCUGGUGCUAUCCCUUAUGAUGGUGUGCUGGGAACAGCUGGACCAAAGUGUGGUGAGCCACGUCAAGUCCUACUCAUACCGCUUCCUGGACAACCGUUUCGCCUUCAUCAAAGACAGUUUCACCAUUCCCCAGGAGGAGGCUCUGAGCUUUAGCAACUACCGCUACCUGCUGGACCACCAGGAUAAGUGCGCCAACCAGGAUGUCCUCCUCCUGCUGUUUGUCAAAACCUCUCCGGAGAACACCAAGAGGCGCGAGGCAAUCCGUUCCACCUGGGGCAACGAGAGCUACAUCUUCCAAACCCUCGGGGCUGACGUGAAGGUGGUCUUUGUGCUAGGGGCCCCCGGGACCACCCCAGGAGGGCCUUUUGGGACCAAAGAAGCGGGGUCUUCCGUGACCAAAAGCCACAAAGCCAUAGUCCAGGACAAGCUCGUCAAAGAGGACAGACUUAAUGGAGAUUUGAUCCAGCAAGACUUCGCAGACACAUUUCACAAUCUGACCCUGAAGCUCAUCCAGCAGUUUCACUGGGCGCACACCCGCUGCGCCCAAGCCCGGUUCGUCAUGACUGCCGACGACGACAUCUUCGUUCACAUGCCCAACCUGGUAGGCUACCUGCAGGAAAAGGCAAGAAAAGAGGUCAAAGACUUUUGGAUCGGCCGCGUGCACCGGGGGGCCCCGCCGAUUCGAGACAAGGAUAGCAAAUACUAUGUGCCUUACGAGAUGUACCCGUGGCCCACCUACCCAGACUACACAGCAGGGGCCGGGUAUGUGGUCUCCAGGGAUGUGGCGGAGAAGAUCUAUCAGGCCACUCUCAAACUCAAUGCCACCAUCUACAUAGAUGACGUGUUCAUGGGGAUAUGCGCCCACUCCAUGGGCGUUUCCCCACAGGAACAUUUGUACUUCUCAGGGGAAGGCAAGGCACCCUAUCACGUGUGCAUCUACGAUCAAAUGAUGACGUCCCAUGGUCACAUAGAGGACAUCUAUGAUCUGUGGAAGGUAGCGACAGACCCCCUGGUUAAGCAGAGGACCUCUGGGUUUCUAGGGAGGAUGUAUUGCACGGCAGCCAAACUGGCUCUCCUUUGUAGACCUUACUUUUUCAAUACAUAUCCAUGCAAGGGAGCCUUUGCCUGACAACUCCAUUUAGUGUGUGCAAGUCUGCAUUUUUGUGCUCAUGUGUGUGCAUUUGUUUGUUUCAAAAAUUGUUGAGUAGGCUUUUUAUUCUUUACAAGAGGAGAAAAGUAGGACAGACAAGAGUGUAAACAUUACUUUGUCCACAAUGAAAUAGGGAUACUUUAUGUGAGUACUGGGUGACUACAGCUCUGAAGGUGAAAAUACAUUCUGUGUUAGCGGGAAAUGGCUCACUCAUACAGCAUCAAGAGGCUGCUGAUUGCGGAUUAUAAUAAUCAACAGGUGUUUCUAGCAAAACAAUGCUGUGCAUGUUUUAUUUUAGAUUGGUGUUUAUUCAACACUUAAACUUAAGUGCUUAGGUGUUUUUGUUCUCUGGCCUUCGUUUGUUGGCUCAUGUAUUUAUGAAUAAGGAAGUUUGUUCAAGGCGAUAUGUUUGUAUGUGAUUUAAACAAACAUUUCCUUAAAUAGUAACUAGCCGAUUGUCGGCAUGAAAAAACUUGUACAUUUCAACAAUUGUUAAAAAAGCACUGAAAAACCCUUGAGGGGGAAGUAUGUUGGGGAACUAAAUGCAAACGUGUUGUGUUGAAACCGUCACAUCUUGUUUUGUCUAUUUCCUGACCAUAGCCAAACUUUCAGUUAAGUAUUUACCAGUCUAUAGCUGUCAAUACUGUAGAGGAUAAUGGUAGUGACUGCAUUAUAUAGCGCUUUUUAGACAAGCGGCCCCCGAAAGGGCUUUACAAUUAUUGCCUCUCAUUUAUACACACAUUCAUAAUCCGACAACGGUGUAUCAUAGCAGAAUUUUUCAUAAAUAUAAAGGUGUAUAUAUUAUUAAUAUAUAUUGUAUAAAGAUAAGACGUCUCUAAAUUGUGACAUGAUGAACUAAGUCCCUCAUUACUCACCAGUCAUGACUUUUUUUUUCUGCUGACAAAAGGCGUUAUUUUACCAGAACAAUCUUCGGUUUAUCUUCCUAUGAUCUAUAUGGUUAACAGGCUCCUUUUUGUAGAAAAUAAAAUGUAUUUGUAAGCUUAUAUGGCUUUUAACCUUUCUUAACCUUGUUUGCCCCUUGCAAAAUCCUUGCUUGCACCCAACCACAAUUUGAAUGGGCGAAAGAGUGGAUAUCAUCUUUUUAUUGCAAUGAUAGAAAAAACAGCGUCUACUAAAUGUCCUAAAAGUAAAUGAUAAUGUACAGGACAAAGAGUAAACAUUGGUUGGCAAGGUAUUUCAAGUAUUGGAACAUACAAAUUUGGGUAGUUACGUACAAUGAACGAUACAAUUAUACAAAGAUAUGGUAAAAUAAACAUGCUUAAUUUUAAGGAUGAGAAAACAUUUCAAACAGAAAAAUCUCAAUCUUAACAAUUGUUUAACGUGUGACGCCAAUUGUGUCUGACAAAUACAAUACAAACUUUAUUUAUAUAGCACCUUUUGUGCAAAGUUGCAAUACAAGGUGCUUAAGGGUACAGUUAGAAAAAUACAGCAGUACAAUUCUAAUACAAUACUAGUAAAACUAUAGUAUAUAUUUUUUUGUUCCGACUUUAUUCUCAGAAUUCUGAGAUUAAAGUCAGAAUUCUGACUAUAAUCUCAGAAUUCAGAGAAAAAACUCAGAAUUCUGAGAAUAAAGUCAGAACAAAAAAAAUUAUACUAUAGUUUUACUAUUAUUGUAUUGGAAGCAAAGUGUGUCUCCCACGGAGGUUGGUCCUUACAGGUACCCGACCCGUAGUUCUAUCUGUGGCCCUAAUCCUCUUCCGUAUCUUCCGUACAAAUCUACACUUGUAUCUUCAAUAAUAUCAAAACGAAAUUUCGAUAUCAUUUAUACUUUAUUCAGAAUAACAGUUUUAGUUUCAUAUCGGCUGUGUUUUGAGUUAGCCCAUUGAAGCCGUCUGGCCCACCUCUGACACUUAAGACAUUCGUUACCAGUGGCGAAUUUAGGCCUUUGGGAGCUCCAGGCGAACAGUAAUUUUGGGGCCCCUGCAUCUACCGGUCUAAUGUACCUAAUAGAGAUAGACCGAUAUGGUUUUUCAGGGCCGAUACCGAUUAUUAGUAGUCAAGGUGGCCGAUAACCGAUAUUCUGAGCCGAUAUUAAUUUACAGAGAAAGGGAAAAUAUUGGCGUCAAAAUUUUGAAUAAUACAAACUCCAACACUUAACUUCAUUUAAAUGCCUUUAAGCAUAUGUUUAAUAAACACAAAAGCUUAUCAGAUUUGCAACAUAACACCAUUUAAACAAAUAAAUGGCUCCCUAAAAUUUUCCUGAACUGAGAUGUUAAUCCCAUCCCCAUCCCCUCAUCGUGCUUCCCUGUUAUAAAACUAACUGAAUUUUACUCUCUCUUUCACACAUACAGACUUCUUACUUGUAUGACUGACUAUUUCCCUAUCAAUAUUAUCAGGAACCUUGUUUCAAGUGAUUAAACCAUUUAAAAACACUAAAUAGCCUACAGCAUAUUCACUUUAAUAAUCAGUGUUUAUCAUAGGAACAGACAGCUGCUGCUAACGUAUUGGGCCUCACAGUAACGUUAGUAGUCGUGAGUUGUAGAGUUUUGCUACAGUCUGCUGAGCGUCUAGAGCCAGAGAAGGAGAAAGCGGACCGCUGGGCUAACGUUAUGCUAAAAGCUAAUCAGCCUUCACCUUAAAGCCGGGUUUGAGGGGCUCCAUGGUUACGCAGUUGGAUAGCGCAUUACACAGUUGUAGAAGUAUAACCACUGCUUAACGUGCUUCCAUGCAAUAAAACUGGACUGAAUUGAGUUUAUUAGGUUUUUACUCUCUCCCUCACACACAGACUUCUACUAUAACAGACUAUUUCCAUAUCGAUAUUAUCAGCAACCUUGUUUCGAGUGAUUAACG